Messenger RNA from Lethenteron reissneri (Far Eastern brook lamprey), 2030 nucleotides. Its product is annotated as protein-L-isoaspartate(D-aspartate) O-methyltransferase-like. Gene Ontology annotation, molecular function: protein-L-isoaspartate (D-aspartate) O-methyltransferase activity. Lineage: Eukaryota; Metazoa; Chordata; Hyperoartia; Petromyzontiformes; Petromyzontidae. Gene Ontology annotation, biological process: protein modification process. Gene Ontology annotation, cellular component: cytoplasm. The record is from RefSeq and is a predicted model, not a curated record.
CGCGCGCACAGCCUGAAUGAGACGGCAAUUCCACGGAUUUGGCGUUGCCGUGGCAGUGAAUCGCGCCGUGUUUUGUUCACAGCCUGCCCCGUGAUGCGUUGUCGCGAGGUGGUGGUGGGUUAUAGACGGUUCUAUAAAUACAUGACGGCAUAGCUUGAAGGAUACACUAGCCGGUUAGCGCAAUGCUUUGAUACCCCAGUUAGGAGCCAGCUUUAGCUGCGGUGCCGUUACUGCAUGGCAAUGAAUGUGUGUGCACCACGGAGGGUGACAGAACAUGUUGGGCGAAAAACAAGCUUCAUGAAUAAUACAUGGCACACAUGCUCCGAGCCCUACACUUGACCUCUGGCCUACUCAGUCAUGAACUGGGCAAAGUCAACCCCAUAUACCCUCCUUGCCGCCCACCCUUCCCUGCUUAAAAUAGCACGGUUACAACAAUUCAGCAGGCAUCCAGAUGGGAAAAAUAUCGAAUCUUUUUUUUUGUUCACUCCACAAGUUCACUUUGAAAAUGUUUCAUAAAUGAGUCGUGUGUGGUUUGUCAUGCGAGUGGCUGGUGGGCAAGGCGUGUCCGUGACCUAUGCAUGCGCGCGUGUCCACUGUGAGCUUCUAGAGAACUCGUUCGCCUCCUCGGAGCGAGUGAUCGGGGCCAUGCUGGCCACCGACCGCGGACACUACACCCUCAUGAACCCAUACGAAGACCUUCCCCAGCCAAUAGGCUAUUACGCGACAAUAAGCGCACCACGAAUGCACGCGUUUGCGCUGGAGUUGCUGCAGGAUAGGCUGCAGGAGGGAGCCUCGGCGCUGGACGUGGGCUCUGGGAGCGGCUACCUCACUGCCUGCUUGGCCAGGAUGCAGGUCGGGCUGAGGGGCCGUGUCAUCGGGGUGGAGCACAUCCCUGGGCUGGUGGACGACUCUUUGGAAAAUAUCACCCGGGACGACCCCUCGCUCAUCUCUUUGGGCCGAGUGUCCAUCAAGCUUGGGGACGGGCGGCUCGGCUACCUGGAGGGGGCACCGUACGAUGCCAUCCACGUGGGGGCAGCAGCAGCCAUGGUGCCGCAUGCCCUCCUGGACCAGCUGAAGCCGGGGGGACGCCUGGUGCUGCCCGUGGGGGCAGUGGGCGGCGACCAGAUGCUGGAGCAGCAUGACAAGUUGGAGGACGGUACCAUCAGGAGCAAGCCGCUCAUGUCCGUCAUGUAUGUGCCGCUCACCGACCGCGACAAGCAGUGGCCGUGAACACCCAUCGGGGGUCGUCGACGUGGGCCGGAGGUUGUUGGUGAUUGUGAGCGGCGCUUCGAUGGUGAAACUAAAUCAAGGGACUGCAUUGGCGGUGAACACGCCAAGUACAGAACCCCACCACGUUUGUCAUUGACACCGCUUACGAAUGUGGAGUUUUAUUUUAUUCAUAUGGUUUGGGCAAUUCAUGUAGCCAUGGGCGUGGAUUUUUUUUUAAAUUGUGUCAGUAUUUUCAGAGUAUGCAUUGAUGUUGUGCAUAGUGAAAGCCACCAAAGGGAUUAAUUUUAUGUCUUUUGACAAUUUGCAACGAGCCAGGAACCACGGCCGUUUGCAGCUCAACAGUUUAUUGUAAUUAAAUACCCAGAAAUUACAACGAUCAAUACUUAUUAUAAAAACCUGUCUCAAAACCUAUUAAAAGUAACAUAAAACAAGCUCAAUAACCAAGCGCGAUGCCCUCGAGUUGCAUCGCAUCGCGAACGCCCGUCUCUUCGUACAGAAACGGGUGGCAAACAGCAAUGCUCAUCACACACGCUGGCGUGGGUCGUUAAACCUGGCUCCGUUACCGAGCAGUCCGAGAAAACCUCGGCAUUCGUGUUCACGCAUGCCUUCUCUUAACGAGCACCAAAGCGUGCGCUCGCAUGGAAGCUGCGUGUUGACUUGCGAGGGCUCCCGAGGUCGCUGGCAAAAUGUAUGGUAAGCAUCGAUGGUUCCAGGGCAUCUCAUCACGCAAUUCAAAGCUACGAGCGUAAAGAUUCACUUGGAGAUUUGAUGAAUAGCCGCAAUAAAAAACGUAACUUUUU